Engraulis encrasicolus (European anchovy) is the source of this 1548-nucleotide messenger RNA. RefSeq names its product cholesterol 7-desaturase nvd. The coding region runs from base 1 to 1386 and encodes 461 amino acids. Gene Ontology annotation, molecular function: oxidoreductase activity; 2 iron, 2 sulfur cluster binding. Gene Ontology annotation, biological process: cholesterol metabolic process. The transcript has 7 exons. The record is from RefSeq and is a predicted model, not a curated record. NCBI's taxonomy places the organism in Eukaryota, Metazoa, Chordata, Actinopteri, Clupeiformes, Engraulidae.
AUGGAGAAUCACGGUGGUGGCACCAUGCUCGGAAAAGUAGCAGUGGUUUCGGUUAUCAGCAUCACGGCCACUUUGGUGAUGCAUGUUCGGGACCCAUCCGACACGGUCCUUGGAGUCGGCUACCCUGAACUGUGGAGGAGAACGGGGCUCGCUGGCGCCCCAGCGAGAGCCGCAUCCUGCAUCUUGGCAGGAGUGUUGCUGCUCACGCUUGGAUGGCUGUACCGGCUGCUUUUCGCUCCUCUGGAGCUACUACGCUCGGCCGACGAGGUGGGCUACAUCGCCGAAGACGGACGCUCUCGCGCUCAAGCCGCAAAUGAAGUGAGGCGCCGGCGGAAGACGGGAGAGCUGCCGCCCGUUUAUCCAAACGGAUGGUAUCGCGUGCUGGACUCGCACAUGCUAGACAGAGGAGAUGUCAAAAACGUGGCAGUGCUUGGAGAGCAGGUUGCUGUGUUUCGGGGUCUGGAUGGGAAAGCCUACGUGGUGGACGCCUACUGCCCCCACUUGGGUGCCAACUUGGCAGUGGGCGGCAGAGUGGUGGGCGGAUGCAUCGAGUGCCCCUUCCACGGGUGGCAGUUUCGGGGAGAGGAUGGCAAGUGCGUUCGGAUCCCUUACGCUGAGAAAGUGCCAGAGUUUGCCAAGGUGCGCUGUUGGCCCAGCAGUGAGAUCAACGGUCAGAUCCUGGUGUGGUUCCACUGUGACGGGGAGGCGCCCAGCUGGACGGUGCCCGAGCAGAGGGAGAUCAAGCGAGGGGAGUGGGUCUACCGUGGACGUACUGAGCACUUCAUCAACGCACACAUAGAGGAGAUCCCAGAGAAUGCAGCAGACAUCGCCCACCUGGCUCACUUGCACACCCCGGGCAUUGUCAGCGGAGUGGACCUGCGCUACACCAACAGCAAAACAUGGGAGUUUGUGCGCCAUGAUUGGAAGGUGGAGUGGAGUCCAGAGUCUGAGCCCAACAAGCACUGCUCUCAGAUGCUGGUCAAACACGCCCUCACCGUCUUUGGACGACGGUGGCCACUGCUGGACUUGGAUGUGGUGGCGAGACAGGUGGGCCCAGGCAUUGUGUUCCUGGUCUUUGACCACAGUUUCCUGGGGCGUGGGGUCAUCCUGCACUGUGUCACCCCCGUGGAGCCUCUGCUGCAGUGUGUCUCCCACACCAUCUUCUACCAGAGCUGCAUCCCUCCCCUGGUCCCCAAGUUCAUACUACGGGCUGAGUGUAUUCAGUUUGAGCGUGACGUAAUGAUCUGGAACAACAAGAAGUAUAUCUCCAAACCACUGCUGGUGAAAGAGGACUCCGCUAUACAGAAACAUCGCCGGUGGUUCAGUCAGUUUUACAGUGAGAACAGCCCCAGAUUACGAUACCAGCAUGACACCCUGGACUUCUGACUAAACGCACUCUGGAGGUACAUGUUUGUUUACCUCUAUUUUACCUAGGUAAUCCUAAAAGAUGUCUUAGGCCUUCAGAGUCUCCUCUACUGGUUGUGCCUAAGGUAAAAUCCACAGGGUGAAAUGGUGUUUAGCCAUUAUGCUGUCAAAUGCUGGAAUCAG